Messenger RNA from Calidris pugnax (ruff), 3284 nucleotides. RefSeq lists its product as uncharacterized. The annotation marks the transcript as partial. The record is from RefSeq and is a predicted model, not a curated record. The transcript has 3 exons. Gene Ontology annotation, molecular function: GTPase activator activity. Gene Ontology annotation, biological process: regulation of autophagosome maturation; activation of GTPase activity. Gene Ontology annotation, cellular component: autophagosome. NCBI's taxonomy places the organism in Eukaryota, Metazoa, Chordata, Aves, Charadriiformes, Scolopacidae.
GACUGGGACAUCAUCAGCCCCCGGGAGGUGGCGGCGGCCGAGCCCCUUCCCGAGCGCCGGUCCCUGCUGGCGGCCGCCCUGCCCUUCACACAGGCCCUGCUGGCCCAGGUGGUGUGGCGUUACCUCCUCAACGUGUUCCCCGCAGGGCUGUCGGGCCAGGAACGUCUCUCUCACCUCCGUCGAAAAGCCGCCGAAUAUUCUUCUUUAAAAUCCCUUUUGGCUUCUCGAGCGGCUCCGGCCGAGCUGGCUCUGGUGGGCGCCGCCGUGCGAAAAGACGUCGUCCGAACCGAUCGGGGACACCCUUAUUUCGGGGGACCCGAAGAAGGACACCCCCAUUUGGCCGCCCUCCAAGCUCUCCUCACCACCUUCGCUUUGGGCCACCCUCGACUUUCUUACUGCCAGGGCAUGUCCGACGUGGCCGCCCCUUUGUUGGCCGUUUUGGAUGACGAAGCUCAAGCUUUUCUUUGUUUCUGUUCCCUCAUGAAACGCUUGGGGCCUCGUUUCCGACCCGGAGGACGAGGUUUAGCUCGUGCUUUCGCUCAUCUUCGUCGUCUUUUACGUCGCGCCGACCCUCCUUUUUGGGCUUUUUUGGCCGCCCGCGGCGCCCACGAUCUUCUCUUUUGUUACCGUUGGUUGCUCUUGGAGCUCAAGAGGGAAUUCGCCUUCGAAGACGCUCUUCGGGUCUUGGAGAUCACUUGGAGCUCGUUACCUCCAGCCCCGCCGCCCCCACCGGAGGGUGUCCCACUUUUGGGGGCUCCCCUAGGACCUCGUCGGGCCGGACGAGGGCUACGGGAGAGGAGGGGGUUACGGCCGCGGCCCCCGCGCCGCCAUCGUCGACGGCAGGAGGAAGAGGCGGCGGCCACCGGUGGGCGAGGUGGCCACCAACAGGGUUGUGGGGAUGGUCAAGAGGGUUCUGGAAAUUCUGGUGAAGGCCAAGAUGGUUCCAAAGGAUCCACGGAGGUUCCUACAAGCUCCGGCGAUGACCAAGAGAAACCAAAGAGCUCCAACCAUCUCCAAGAGAGCUCCAGGAACGUCCAGGAGAGUCCCAAGAGCUUUGGGGUUGGCCAGGAGGAUCUCAAGAGCUCCAACGAUCUCCAAGAGAGCUCCAACGAUCUCCAAGAGAGCUCCAGGAACGUCCAGGAGAGUCCCAAGAGCUUCGGGGAUGACCAGGAGGAUCUCAAGAGCUCUGGUGACAUCCAAGGUGGAUCCAAGAGACGAGAGAAGCUUGAGGUCUUCAGGGAUGGCCAACGGAGUCCUGGUGGCUCCCAGAAGGACCCAAAGACCUCCCUGGAUGUCCACGGUGGUGCCAAGGUCCCUGGGGGUGGCCAGGGAGGCCUUAAGGUCCCCGGGGAGGUCCGUGGUGGCACUAAGGUCCCCAGGGCCUCCAACGCUGGUGGGCAAGAGCGUGACGGCCCCAAGGCCGUUGGAGAAGAUCCCAACGUCUCUAAGGAGGUUGGCCAAGACCUUGGCGUUCCCAAGAAGGUCAACCUCAAGGAGAUUGGCCAACGACCGAGCAUCUCCAAGGUGGUUUGUGGAGACCCUGAUGUCUCCCCCAAAGCUGACAAAGGUCCCCACGUGGGCGCUGACCCCGACGUCCCCAAGAAGGUUCGUAAAGGUCGCCGGGUCUCCAAGAAGCUCCGCCAAGACCUGAAGACCCCGGAGAAGGUGGGCGAUGACCGUGGCCUUUCCAAGAAGGUUGGUGGAGACCCCAACGUGGCCAAAGAGGUCAACGAGGACCCCAAAGAGCUCAACAGAGACCCCAGAAAGGUCGGUGAAGACCCCAAAGAGGUCAACAAAGACCACAGAAAGGUCAACGAGGGCCCCAAAGAGGUCAACGAAGACCCCAGAAAGGUUGGUGAAGACCCCAAAGAGGUCAAUGAAGACCCCAGAAAGGUUGAUGAAGACCCCAAAGAGGUCAACGAAGACCCCAGAAAGGUUGGUGAAGACCCCAAAGAGGUCAAUGAAGACCCCAGAAAGGUUGAUGAAGACCCCAAAGAGGUCAACGAAGACCCCAGAAAGGUCAACGAAGACCCCAAAGAGAUCAACGAAGACCCCAAAGAGGUUGGUGAUGCCUUCAAGGAGGUCGGUGAUGCCUUCAAGGAGGUUGGUGAAGACCCCAAAGAGGUUGGUGAUGCCUUCAAGGAGGUCGGUGAUGCCUUCAAGGAGGUUGGUGAAGACCCCAAAGAGGUUGGUGAUGCCUUCAAGGAGGUUAGUGAAGACCCCAAAGGGGUCGGUGAUGCCUUCAAGGAGCUUGACAACCCCCCCAGCUCCCCCAACGAGGUGGGUGAAGACCCCCAAGAGGUACGUGACCACCCCAGCGCGGGUGGGGAGGCCACCGAAGACCCUUGGGGAGGCGGUUGGGCUUGGGAAGACUCUUCCUCCUCUUCCUCUUCCUCCUCCUCCUCCUCGGAAGAGGAAGAGGUGGGUCUGGAGGACGACGGGGCGCCUCUCCCGCCCCCCGAGGAGUUGGGGCAGGGGAACCCCUUCCUCCUCUUCCUCUGCUUGGCCAUGCUCUUGGAGCAACGGGAGGCCGUCAUGGCGCGGGCCGGUGACUACAACGAGGUGGCCAUGCACUUCGACCGCCUGGUGCGACGUCACCACCUGCCCCGCGUCCUGCGCCGCGCCAAGGGGCUCUUCGCCCGUUACUUGGAGGGCUGGGGGGGGGCGCCCCCCGGGGGACCCACCACGGGGUAAAAAAAAACAAAAAAAGGGGGGCUGGGGGCCUGCUGGGACCCCCAACGAGGACAUCGGGGAGAAGGUGGGUUCUCCGUGGACACCAGGUGAGGAGCUGGGGGGGGUUUCGUCGGGGAGCUCUAGGUCAACAACGAGGGGAUGUGUGGGGCUGUGGGGAACCCCAUAGACAUCUCCCGGGGACCCAUAGGUCUUCUUUGGGGAGCUCUAGGUCAACGUGGGGAGCUCUAGGUCAACGAGAGGAUGUGUGGGGCAAUGUGAGGACUUCGUGGACAUCUCAUGGGGACCUGUAGGACCUCUUUGGGGACCCAUAGACGUCCUCAGGGCCCCAUAGAUCCUCUUUGGGGACCCCAUAGAUGUCCUCGGGGACCCAUAGGUCCUCUUUGGGGACCCCUAAGUCAGCAUGGAGAUGUGUGGGGCAAUGUGAGGACCUUGUAGACAUCCUUGGGGACCCAUAGAUCUCUUUGAGGGCCCCAUAGAUGUCCUUGGGGACCCAUAGGUCCUCUUUGGGGAACUCUAGACCACCAUGGGGAGCCCUAGGUCAACAUGAGGAUGUGUGGGGCUGUGGGGACCCCAUAGACAUCUCCUGGGGA